Molecule: messenger RNA, 4475 nt
Organism: Pecten maximus
Lineage: Eukaryota; Metazoa; Mollusca; Bivalvia; Pectinida; Pectinidae
Exons: 14
Coding region: 385-3006 (873 amino acids)
Biological process (GO): regulation of DNA-templated transcription
Molecular function (GO): DNA binding; DNA-binding transcription factor activity
Source: RefSeq, a predicted model, not a curated record
GUUUUGAAACGAAAAUAACAGGACAGGAAGGAGGAAAUUAACAAAUUUAUGGCAUGAGGAAUUGCUUUGUGUCGAUUGACAGUGCUUAAAAUACAUCCAAAAGACAUAGUACAUAGUACCACAAAUCAGAGAUUUUAUAAAGGAUCAGAAGGUUCACAUUUUCUGUCCAGAAUUGACAUAGUUAAAAAUAACACAGAUGUUCGAAACCGAAAGUAGGAAAAAUAAGUGAUACGACAUCGUCUAAUAAUAGGCUUUUACCUCAUGAGUUAAACAUACUUUGGCAUUUGGGGAACUCCAACAACUCAGAGACGUUUUCUACUAAGAUAACUGUUUGAUAUUGAGUGAAUAGAAAAACCUAUAAGUAUACAUUUGCCUGUAUUGACCAUGUCCAAAGAUGCCGUGGAAAAUGAGGACACAAGUUACAGCGCCCUCCCCAGUCUGAAUAUGGAGAACCUGCCAUCCGAUGUGAUGAACUUCGAUGAUCAGCUUAUGAAUCAGAUUUUAGGUGUUGAGCAGAAUGGCAUGUCACUGGACAGUGGGGAUAACUCCCUUAGCAGUCAUAUGUCGCAGGCAUCACAUGGAUCCCUGGGGUCCAGUGUGCCACAACCAUCACCAUUUGCAUCUAUAUUACAACCAAUUCACCAACCAGUAAUUAAUCCUUCAAUGGAAGUUGCCCUGGUGAACUCCAUCAUCAGAUUUAGGUAUGACUCUGAACUGAACAACAGACGUACAGGCAAGGAAGAGUUGCUGAAAAUCAAGUUUACUGGAGUAGAGGGCAAUGUUAAAGUUCUUCUCCACACUGUGGAUACCAACAACAAGAAAGCUCAUCCCUACUGGUUGAUAGGGGAGAAAUGUUCAGAUGGCAUGUUUGUGGCAACAAUGCCUAUCAAUAGUGCAAAUAACUAUGAAUGUACCUGUAAAGCUACCCUGAAAAUUCCCAAACGGAAUGAGUACCAAACUAGCCUGCAGGCCCGCCACAGGAAAGCUAUGGAACUCAACAUUUUAAAUAACAACAUAAAAAAUGAGGAUUACUGGACAGCUAAUAAAAAUAUGAAGGAAUGUCGUGAUUUCCGUCUCUACGUCGAAGCACAGUAUGAAGUUGCUGGGAAUGUUUACCACAUGCAUUGUAUAACACAUCCACUGAGUAACGCCAAGGAAGGAAAGUGCUUUAUGAUCCAUAGGAUCAUGCCCUAUGUUUCCCCGGUGUCUGGAAUAAAUAACUGCAAGGACUACAUCAUGAUUGUCCUGACUGCUGACUCCUACAUCCCUAAAGCUGUGGAGGUGGAGUUUGUUGACGAAGAAGUUGGAUGGUCAGCGAAGGCAGCCAAGGUUAACAUAAUUAAGAAUUGUAUUGAGUGUGAGGUACCACCAUAUCAAGACCAAGAUUUAAAAGGAGCAAGGGAAGUUAUAAUCAAGAUACAUGACAAACAGAAGUCCAUGAUAGCUGCUUACAACUUCAUGUACAAAGGGAACGAGGAAACACAAAUGGCAAAGAAACGCAAGAUGGCUGUCAACUACUGUGCUCCUCCUGAUUUACUUCAGGAAUCGGGGAUCAAGCCAAGUAGCUGUCCUGACCAAAGACGACCUGUGAUUAAAGCGUCAAGGAUAAGGAAACAAGGCAGUGGGGGUUUCAUUGUGGUGCCCAGGACUUCCCAGAGUAGCACUACUACUACAACAGAACAAACCAUCAGUCACUUUGGAAUCAAUGCCUUAGAUCAACUGCCCCAACUGAUUGUGAAGAAGGAGCCAACUGACACAUACGAAGGAGCCUGUGGGUACCAAGGCAACAACAGUGCUAUGUUGUCAGCUGGAAUGGCGGUGACCAAUCUCCUGACCAGAGGUCAGGACCCCAAUCUGCAGUCCAUGUCUGAUAACAGGACUGAGCCUGCCAUCUUUAAUCAAGUAUCCCUUCUUCUUCCUAGUGGAUCUGACGGAUCAGACAGGGAGAUUUCCAUGGAGACAAGCAGGCCAGCAUCCACUGCUGCCACUGCAACUAUUACUAAUGUGGGAGGAAACAGCAACUAUUCUCAAUCAGAUCAAAUGAAGAUUCAGAGAAUCAUGCAGGAACUGGUGGCUGGAUCACCAGGACAACCUACAGGUCAAAACGAGGUCAGCGAGCCUCAGAGUGUGGAUGACGUUACUGCAUUACUCCAAAGUGCUAUGCAAAAUGCUGGGGGACAGGAAAACUUGCAACUAACAAUACCAGAGGAUGUAUCUCAGAUGCUGAACCAGCCGAUGUAUUCUAUCCCUUCUAACCUUGGAGGUAGAGACAGCACACCCACCCAAUCCCUCACAGGAUUCCCAGCACGUCAAACCUUCAACCCUAGUCUUCAACGAAACGCACAGGACAUCCAGAAUAUGCUGUCAGCCCAGUACCAGUAUCCUGAUUACGAGGGAAUAGGGGCUACAGAGGCUGGCGACCUGGAGACAGAUGGGGACUCACAGGCACCAAACACUAUAAGACUUGUGUGGGAGCCCAAUAAAGAUUCUCAUGAAGAACCAGAGGAACUUUCCGAUACCGAAUCUGAUGGAGACAAUCAAUUCCACAACAAGUUCAGCUCACACACUGAGGAUAGUGAAGAACCAAAGGUUGUAAGGGCUGAGGCAGUACUAGUGAAGAGAACACAUCCAUCACCAUCUGCUCAGGUGUCAGGCAAAGAAUCUAAAAUAAAGGAUAGCUGUGACACUUGUAGCAAAAACAAAUCCUCAGAAAAUGAAAAGGAAAUUAAAGGGAAGACACAAUCAUUGCAGAAUGAAACAAGUGAUCUGGAGACAAACACCUGUUCCAACGACAGAAACAUGGUAGGUAAAUGUACCGACCAGACAGAUCGUGGUGUCUGUACUCGAGUAGGAGAGGUAGAGUCAGAGGAUAGUCUUCACCCAGAGUCACAGAGGCUGUCUGAUGCUGUGGAAGAAGGAAAGUCAACCAUACCUGAUACCAACAAAACUGACAAGCCUAAGGUUCAGGAGGACGUCAGCGAAAGUCUGAAGAAAUUGACCUUAUGAUAUUAACUAAAGGUGUGGAAGCUGUGCUCAUUCCAGUCAUUUUGUCAAUCAGAAUCCAAGGCCAACUUACUGGCAGGAUAUUGAUGGACAUAUCAUAAACAUUUAUAUCCCAUACAAUUGUGGCAGACGUUUCCUCAUGAGCUAUUACAAUUUCUUAAUGUUUUACAUUCAAAGUAAGGUUGAUAAUGUGCCUUCAACCCUUUAUUAUUAUGUUCAGUGACAGGGUUAUCAUUGGUCAGCGUGAUGAUGUGACAGAUCCACCACCGGUCAGUGUGAUGAUGUGACAGAUCCACCACUGGUCAGUGUGAUGAUGUGACAGAUCCACCACCGGUCAGUGUGAUGAUGUGACAGAUCCACCACUGGUCAGUGUGAUGAUGUGAUAGAUCCACCAUCGGUCAGUGUGAUGAUGUCACAGAUCCACCACCGGUCAGUGUGAUGAUGUGACAGAUCCACCACCGGUCAGUGUGAUGAUGUGACAGAUCCACCAUCGGUCAGUGUGAUGAUGUGACAGAUCCACCACCGGUCAGUGUGAUGAUGUGACAGAUCCACCACCGGUCAGUGUGAUGAUGUGACAGAUCCACCAUCGGUCAGUGUGAUGAUGUCACAGAUCCACCACUGGUCAGUGUGAUGAUGUCACAGAUCCACCACCUAUUAAUGCCCAACAGUUUUUGUUUGAAGGAAAAGUUGUGUGUCAAGGUGUGUAUCGGAUUGAUUUACUUGUGACUCACACUAAUGGGUUGUAACAUCAUGUCACUUCCUAUCGAUCUUUGUUCAAAUAUGAUUAAAAUGUGACAGAUCCACAACUGGUCAGUGUAAUUUCUAUGGUCUUAUUCUGUAGACUUGUCACAACGAAAUCUUUUUUUAUCAAAAUCUGUAAAAACUUCAAACUUGUGUUAAAACAGAGUUAUAUCCCGAUGGGUGGUAUAACUCGGGGCCACCAACUCCUAUUUUUGAUGACUAGUAGCUAUGGUUUAUUCUGUAACAGCUGGUUCUGAGGGUAAAUAUGAUUUGUCUAGUUUCUUCAGACAAACUGGAGGCAUUGUUAACAUUUAUAAGCCUCUCCAUCCAAAUUUGUAUGAUGUAAAACUCAUUACAAUGAUUAUGAAAAUUAUUUAUAUUUACGAGUACAUGUACUUGAUUGUACAUAUAUCCCCCAUUUCCAGUUGCCAGGUACUGACCGUAGACCGGUGGUUUUUCUCCGGGGUACUCCGGCUUUCCUCCACCUCCAGAACCUGGCACGUCCUUAAAUGACCCUGGCUGUUAGUAGGACGUUUAACAAAAACAAACAAACCAAACCCCCAUAUCCAAUGGCUAAUGAAAUCUGAAUAAUGUAUUGAUGUAUGUAUAUCAGUUGAAUUUGAUGUGUGUGGCAUUGCUUAGGCCCAGGUCAGCAGUCUGUACAUAUUAUAUACAAUUUAGGUAAUUGGCAUUUCUUGAUUCUGAUUGGCUGAAUAAAUUGUAGGAAAGUA